Molecule: messenger RNA, 4043 nt
Organism: Brienomyrus brachyistius
Lineage: Eukaryota; Metazoa; Chordata; Actinopteri; Osteoglossiformes; Mormyridae
Product: flotillin-2a-like
Exons: 11
Coding region: 103-1389 (428 amino acids)
Biological process (GO): regulation of myoblast differentiation; protein localization to plasma membrane
Cellular component (GO): plasma membrane
Source: RefSeq, a predicted model, not a curated record
GAGGGAGGAGUUUGAUCCUGGAGGAGUGAGCAUUCAUAGUCCGAACAACUAGUAUUCGGAAGGAACUUCAGUGUUUAUCACGAAAAGCUAAACCAUAGUGGGAUGGGUAACUGUCAUACUGUUGGACCAAAUGAAGCCCUCGUUGUUUCAGGUGCUUGUUGUGGCUCUGAUGACAAGUCAUAUGUGGUUGGAGGCUGGACCUGGGCAUGGUGGUGUAUCUCUGAUAUUCAAAGGAUUUCACUUGAAAUAAUGACUGUGAAGCCCAAAUGUGAGGAUGUAGAGACAGCUGAAGGUGUAGCUCUUACUGUUACUGGGGUGGCACAGGUGAAAGUGAUGACGGAGGGAGAUCUUCUGGUCGUUGCCUGCGAGCAGUUCCUGGGCAAGUCUGUGUCAGAAAUCAAAAAUGUGAUCCUGCAAACCUUAGAGGGACAUUUGCGGUCCAUUCUCGGCACUCUCACAGUGGAGCAGAUCUACCAGGACCGGGACCGAUUUGCCCAGCUGGUGCGAGAAGUUGCAGCUCCUGACAUUGGACGCAUGGGUAUUGAAAUACUUAGCUUCACCAUAAAGGAUGUGUACGACAAAGUGGAAUACCUGAGCUCCCUAGGAAAGUCCCAGACAGCAGCGGUUCGGAGGGAUGCAGACAUCGGUGUGGCUGAGGCAGAGAGGGAUGCUGGAAUAAAAGAAGCUGAGUGUAAGAAGGAGAUGAUGGACAUUAAAUUCCAGGCUGACACCAAAAUGGCCGACUCCAAACGUGAGCUGGAAAUGCAGAAAGCUGCUUUUAAUCAAGAAGUAAACACCAAGAAAGCUGAGGCCCAGCUGGCCUAUGAACUUCAAGCAGCCAAGGAGCAGCAGAAGAUUCGACUGGAGGAGAUUGAGAUUGAGGUGGUUCAAAGAAAAAAACUGAUUUCUGUUGAGGAAAAUGAGAUCGCCAGGACUGAGAAAGAGCUGAUUGCUACUGUCAAGAGACCAGCAGAAGCUGAGGCCUACAGGAUGCAGCAGCUGGCAGAAGGCCUGAAGAUCAAGAAAGUGCUGAUAGCUCAGGCUGAAGCGGAGAAGAUUCGGAAGAUGGGUGAAGCUGAAGCUGGCUCGAUUGAGGCUUUGGGGAAAGCUGAGGCUGAGAAAAUGAGGCUCAAAGCACAAGCCUACCAAGAGUAUGGAGAGGCAGCCAAAACUGCUCUGGUCCUUGAGGCUCUGCCAAAGAUUGCAGCGAAUGUUGCCGCCCCCUUAGGCAGAACCAAUGAGAUUGUCAUCCUGAGUGGGGAUGGGAGCCAUGUGACCGGGGAGGUGACUCGCCUUCUGGCGGAGCUGCCUGUGUCUGUGAAUGCCCUAACAGGAAUUGAUCUAUCCAAAAUUCCCUUGUUGCAGAAGAUGAGCAGCGCUCAGGCAUGAAAUACACCACAAUUAUCCUUCUCCACUGGGUCUACUUUACUGCACACACACACACAGAUGGUCUACUAAAGAAACAAUCAUUCAGGACCUCUAGUGCCUUCAUUUUGGGAGGAACAGGACAUCUUCAUGUACUGAUGCCCACUUUUGUAUUUUUUUUUUUGAUGAAUGGAUAAACAAACUUGACAAACCAUCAGUACAUAUUUAAGUUCAGUAAUGUCAGUCUUAAUGUUUAAGAAGGUGUGUGUAUGCUACUGUAAAUGUUAGAUCUAUUGUUACUUUUAUUAAACUUAUCAUAGGCUACUAAUGUGAAGAAAAGUCUCAGGAGUCAUUGUUACUAUAACAAUAUUGCUUUUAUUUGAGAAUACAAAGGGUAGCAGUUGACAGGAAUAUACUAACAUUAAUCUAACAUUAAUCUAAUUAAGCUUCUUAUAUUAUAUUGCUAAGCUGCUAAAUGUUUAUUUCCUAUGUCUUGCAACAGAAGUUAGUUUUAUAAUAUCUGUUAUCCACAUGGCUUCAAGUGUAUUAGUUCCCACACUUUGUGGUUUUCCGUAGUCACUCCUGUCACCUGUUCUGUUCUCUACAAAUAUAUUUCCUUUUUUUGAAUAACUAGACACAAUACCAUAACAUGUGCAUAAAAUGUCAUGUGAUUAUGAUGGAUGUGUAGCUCCUGACAAAAAGGAUUAUUUAUGUACUACUAAUAGUAUGACAAACAGCUGAGAGGGCUUCACUUUCUAUAUACAUAUUUCCUUGGCAUUAUUUCCCAAGUACUCUUAGUCACAGUCACCAUAUUAACCAAAUGGUACAAAUGAGCAAGUAGUUGUUAAAUAGUACCUCAGAACUGAAGUUGCCAUUUCAGCUAAAAUUAUCUACUUUUUCAUUGACAAUCUGCACCCCUGACGAGGAUAAUCAGUUUAUGGAUGGAUAGAUGGUUAAUAUUGAUUUCCAAGGGGAGCACUGUUUUCAUUAUUUAUCUUGUUUACCUUGUCAUGACAUAGACUGUACUCAUAUUCUAAAAUAUAAACUUAGCAUAACUAUAGAGAGAAGCUACAGGUUUUAUUUCAGUCAUUUGGAAGAGAGUUGCAUGGUACUGAUCUGUAAAUUAAGAAGGGGGAUGCAUCUAAUUAAUUACACUGUAACAAGUGCAGCACUUUCAUCAGAAGAUAAUUCAGACCCAGGUAAAUCAUUAAAGGCUAGUUCAUGUAGACAUCAGUAAUGUGGGGGUGUGGUACUGAGUGGUCACUGUCACACUGGAUGUAACAAUGCAAUUUUACUUGUGAAUGAGCUCAUCAGUCACUGAUCCUAUCAAUUUGUAAUGUAGAAAGGUCCACGCAGUUACUUGAAAAUUCUGAGUUCAGCAGCAGAUCACAUUUAUGUACCAUCAUGUAUGACUUGUUGCUGUUAAGCGGAGAACUGUUAUACGGGAGAGAAGUAUCCAGGCUGAAAAAUAUCUUUCGGAAUUUUACUGAGGUCAGAAUGUCAUUGGCCCCAAAGUGGCAUUCCCAUAUCAGUUGAAAUAUGCAAUUGUCUGCAUGCAUAAACUUGCCUCUUACGCCAUACUCCAUGCUAGGAAAUAGCUAUGAAAAGAUUGUACUCGUACUCACCUCAAUCUGGGAAUACUAUUGUUGUUAAAUAGCUAUGCAUUAGAUUACAUUUGCCAUGGCUGAGACUGAAUCACUUUCAAUCACUACAUGAUGGUUAUUAGGCAUUUAAUUACUAGCGGCUGUCAGUGAUUGUUAAUUGCUGUAUAGUAACUUGGGAGAAUGACACUGUGGAUGCUGGAGCAACCGAAGCUGUGUGCAGACUCACCCCUUUAAUACGAUGACAGUGUAGUUCUGCUUUAGCGGGAUGAUUACUGUGCAUCUGGUGACAAAGAUUUACGAUGGAUCAUUUAAAACCCAAGUACUGGAAUACUUUGCCAAACAGAAUAUCCUGAUGAGCAAAUUAAUUUCAUUUUUUCAACUUUAAAAUAAAAGUUAUUUUUGGUGAUGGUAACUUUCAAUUCCCCACGAUUCCCCAGUUCCAGUCCUGGAGGCCUAGUCUGCACCCAGAUUUUAAUACUCAAACACCUUAUUCAGCUCACCAGCCAAUUACCAGGUUUAGUAGGUGUAGGUCCUUGCAAACUGGUCCUCCAGGACUGGAAUUGGGGAACCCUGAUAUAUAGCAUUAUAUAUCUAUAUAUAAAAAAUUUAUCAUAAUUGUGGGGUGUAUUUUUCUAAAUCAGAUUUUCAGGAACUGGACUGAUGUUUUUGUUUGUGUGAUUUUUUUAAAUAUAUGUAUCAUACUACUGUGUUUAUUUCUCCCACAGUGAAAUAAAGGGCAUUCUUUUUUUGUCAAGAAGAGCAAAUAAAGUCGAACAAUGCAUCAUUGAAGUAAUAAAGUUUAUCAGUUUUAUCAAUACAGAUGCAGCUUAACUGUGAAGUUGGACUUUACUUAGGAAUACCAUUUCUAUGCAGUUAUAUGGGUCAUUUGUCUUUGUUGUGUAGCUGUUAAUUGUCUUCAAAUAUCACAAACUCUACUUCAGAGAAAAUGAAGCUCUGAUAACAGUGUGUGAAUUGUAUGUUUGUGGUGUUCUGCUUUCCAUGUACAGUUGAAGUGCUUUUCAUACUCUUCACUACCUCUGUUACAAUUCAGUAAAAGACCAUUUUUCCCACCAA